UGACGAGCCAUUCAUCGUUCACAACCAUCGCAAUCAAUCCUUGCCGUAAGCUACUCCUUCUGUAACAACACUCAAGCGCUAUUCAAGAUGGCCGCCAUACUUCAGCGCCCUGUUGCUGUCUGCAGCGGCUCUCAGGGCCCCAAGCCUGCCCCGGCCACUGAGUCAGCUCGCGAUGGCCAACGUGUGUCCGUGUUGCUGAAGACGAUGGCUCCCCUGCGCAAGACUCUGUCCCUCCACCUCCCAGUCAUUCUCACAGCUGAUGAGAUACUCGCGUCGGUUGUCGCUCACCUCAACCUUCACGGGGAAGGCGCCUCCCUGCUACGCCUCACCACCCCGGGUGGCCACCCCUUCUCUGGGGACUCAACUCUCGCCGAUUUGGCACAAGCAGAAGGUACUCGCUCAUUUCUUGAGUUGGAGAUCAGGCUGGCCGUCCUGGGCGGCAAGGGAGGAUUUGGGUCGAUGCUGCGUGCUCAGGGUGGCAAGAUGAGCGCUCGCAAGGGAGAGGAGAAUAACGACUCUUGCCGUGACCUCAACGGAAGAAGGCUGAGCACCGUCAAGGAGGCGAAAGCACUCGCGGCCUACCUUGCCGAAGCUCCCGCCCGUGAAGCAGCCCUCUCCAAAGCACAAGCCGAGAAGUACGCCAAGCUAGAGAAGAUGCUGGGCCGCAAACCGCGUAGCGCAAAAGACUUCGAGGAAGCCGCCAACAAGCUCGAUGAUGCCGGUGGUGAUCUUGGCGAGGGCGAAGAGGACGGAGGUGCUGGACCUAGCAAUGUGGUUCCCGUACGAGGUAGAGAGGCGCAGGGCAGUGGAGUCGCGGGCGGUAGUGGAGCGAAAAGGGAGAGAUUUGAGGUGGAUACAAAGUACAUCGAGGAGUCUCGCGAGGCAGUCGACAAGGCCAAGAGUGCAGUUGCUAUUGCUAUGGCAAAGAAGAAGAAGAAGGCAGCUGCCGCGGCCGCCGCGGCCAAGUCUAGCAGCCAAGACGCCGGCUCCAAGACUCCCACAGCCACGGCUGCUUGAGGCGAUACUACGGCUCACAGCUCAGGCAUUGCAUCGGUAUACCACAUUGUCAGAUGGGAAAAGGGAGUGAGAAUGUCCAUAUUAAAUUUUUCGAAGUCGUAAUCAGAAUGUACAAGAAAGUUUCAAAGUGUUGUCGAUUUUCUGUUCUAUCGAUGUAUUCCGCGAUGAGCAGCCGCACCCACUUCACCGCCUCUCCUUUACGUAGCACACGAGCCAGAAGAGGGACAUUGCCGUGGAGAUGAGGAAGAUGGCUGUGAGUAUAAUCUGAUCUUGCCAAUAAGCC
Microstroma glucosiphilum is the source of this 1300-nucleotide messenger RNA. RefSeq lists its product as hypothetical. The transcript has 4 exons. NCBI's taxonomy places the organism in Eukaryota, Fungi, Basidiomycota, Exobasidiomycetes, Microstromatales, Microstromataceae. The coding region runs from base 88 to 1017 and encodes 309 amino acids. The record is from RefSeq and is a predicted model, not a curated record. Gene Ontology annotation, cellular component: nucleus.